Messenger RNA from Melozone crissalis (California towhee), 933 nucleotides. RefSeq names its product olfactory receptor 14I1-like. Gene Ontology annotation, molecular function: G protein-coupled receptor activity; olfactory receptor activity. The record is from RefSeq and is a predicted model, not a curated record. The coding region runs from base 1 to 933 and encodes 310 amino acids. Gene Ontology annotation, biological process: G protein-coupled receptor signaling pathway. NCBI's taxonomy places the organism in Eukaryota, Metazoa, Chordata, Aves, Passeriformes, Passerellidae. Gene Ontology annotation, cellular component: membrane. The transcript has a single exon.
AUGUCCAACAGCUGCUCCAUCAGGCCCUUCCUCCUGCUGGCAUUGGCAGACACGCGGCAGCUGCAGCUCCUGCACUUCUGCCUCUUGCUGGGCAUCUCCCUGGCUGCCCUCCUGGGCAAUGGCCUAAUCAUCAGUGCCGUAGCCUGCGGCCACCACCUGCACACGCCUAUGUUCUUCUUCCUGCUCAACCUGGCCCUCAGCGACCUGGGCUCCAUCUGCACCACUGUCCCCAAAGCCAUGCACAAUUCCCUCUGGGACACCAGGAACACCUCCUACACUGGAUGUGCUGCACAGCUCUUUUUCUUUGCUUUUUUUAUUUCUGCAGAGCUUUCUCUCUUGACCAUCAUGUGCUACGACCGCUACGUGUCCAUCUGCAAACCCCUGCACUAUGGGACCCUCCUGGGCAUCAGAGCUUGUGCCCACAUGGCAGCAGCUGCCUGGGCCAGUGCCUUUCUCUAUUCACUGCUGCACACGGGCAAUACAUUUUCCUUGCCCCUGUGCCAUGACAAUGUCCUGGGCCAGUUCUUCUGUGAAAUCCCACUGAUCCUCAAGCUCUCCUGCUCAGACACAUACCUGAGGGAAUUUGGGCUUCUUGCUUUUAGUGCUUUCCUUUUUUUGGGUUGUUUUGUGUUGAUUGUUUUCUCCUAUGUGCAGAUCUUCAGCGCUGUGCUGAGGAUCCCCUCUGAGCAGGAACGGCAAAAAGCCUUUUCCACCUGCCUCCCUCACCUGGCUGUGGUCUCCUUGUACAUCAGCACUGGCUCAUUUGCUCACCUUAAGCCCCUCUCCAUGUCCUCCCCAUCCCUGGAUCUGGCCCUGUCAGUUCUGUACUCGGUGGUGCCUCCAGCCCUGAACCCCCUCAUCUACAGCCUGAGGAACCAGGAGCUCAAAGAUGCCCUGAGGAAAAUGAUGACACUAUCUUUUCAGAAACAAUAA